AUGAAUCAGUCUCAUAGCCGCUCAUCAGCGCAAAGUCCAGACAUGGUGACUGAGCUGGAGCGCCACGCCCAGUCUCAACACAAGCCCAAUUUGAGUGAUGCCUCUCCUGCGCCUCUUACUCAAGAGGUCCCCAACAGCCAGGGCUGCAUCAAGGAUACUUCAAUCUGUGCAUGCGACGACCACGCCCCUUCUAUACCUUCCCAAAAGACACGCAGCAGCACUAGCUCGCCCGAGGAUACUUUAUCCCACUCAUACGUCGACCUUCCCCCGUCCCUCGCCGGAACAUCUUUUCAUUCCGACGACGAAGCUUUCCAGCCCGCUACCGACAAUUCCGACUACCCUCUUCGGCCCCUGAUCGAAAAAUGGGUUCCUGACAAAGGUGUCACCUCCACUCCCUACAUCAACAAUUCCCCCGCCGUAAGAUCCCAGAGCCAUCACCAAACUCACCAUUCUACGAGAACAAGCCGCACGGGAUGCCACACAAAGGAAGCCAUUGGAAACACUUUGCCCGCCCGACGUGUGAUUCCGACGGCAGCUGGAAGACACUCAACCGUCCAUGGCCAACAGCCUAGCGGAAGCUUGAACCCGACCGACGUCAUCGCAACUUCGAACCGUCUCUAUCAACCCCACCACGAAGUCACUGCCGACAAUGGCACUGGUGUCCUGGACAGCGCGCCUAAUAUCAGCUCCUUGGGAUUAAACCCAGUUCUCAGCCCAACCGGCAGGCAGUCCGCCAAGCCCAUGCCCCCCAGCGAGGAUAUCACCGUCGGCACUGAGGAUGUCAUUGAACCCAUUUCAUUCCCCACACCCUCCUCGCAUGGCCAUACCAGCACCAUCAGUACGCAAAGCACCAACAGCGCAGUCCCUCAUCCCGACGAUGAGCUUGUGCUAGCGUCCGAGUCCGCAGGCGAGGACCUGUCUCAAUCCACGCCCAUCCCUCGUCCGACAACAACCUGCCAGGGCGCGAAGGACAAAGAUACAGGUGUCCGAAUGCCGCACGAUGCCCCCGUCUAG
Sordaria macrospora k-hell is the source of this 1014-nucleotide messenger RNA. NCBI's taxonomy places the organism in Eukaryota, Fungi, Ascomycota, Sordariomycetes, Sordariales, Sordariaceae. The record is from RefSeq and is a predicted model, not a curated record.